CCCAUUUUUUUAGUUCCUGAAUAAACUCAUGAUUUCAUAGAUUUUGAAUAUUUUUCUUACUAACCAAAAUAUCCCUGCACACACCAAACACGACGCCAUAACAAAACAACAUCUAUACAAUCUCCUUACACCCUCAUCGCCCACAUCGUCUCAAUUGAGCAAACUAUCACAAACCUCACACGACAACCCACAACCACCAUGCCACCCAAAUCCACCACCACCCCCACCUCCUUCCGCCUCCCCCUCCUCUACACAACCUUCUUCCUAACAAUCGAACCCCUCUCCACCCUCCUCGGCGCCUACUUCGCCUACUUCCAGCCUCACCACUACCUCACCCUGACCACGCCCUCCACCCCUCAAUCGACCCUCGUCCCCCUCCCCCCCUCUACAGCAAUCGUCCUCCAACAACUAGCAAACCUCUACCUCCUCCUCUCCAUCACCGAAGCCACGCUCCUCCGCACCACCAACGACCUAGCCGUGUGGCGCGUCUUCCUCUUCGGCUUGUUGGUGGCGGAUGUAGGGCAUGUGUGGAGUGUCCGCGAGGCGGUGGGGUGGGAGGGGUACUGGAAUGUGGCGGGGUGGAAUGCGAUGGAUUGGGGGAAUUUGGGAUUUGUGUAUGUGGCGGCUGCUUUGAGGGUUGCGUUUUUGCUGGGCGUGGGGUUGCCGGCGAAGGCUGGGGGGAAGGCGAAGGCGAAGAAGUGAAUGAGAGAUGCUGGAAAGAAGGGUGGGGAUUCGAGAAGGGAUGCUAGAAAGGAUGUGGGGAUUACGAGUGUUAAGAGAGUAGAGGUGGACUGGGUUAGGAGGAGUGGGAAUACCGCCGAGCUUGUUGCUGGGAGAUGUCCAGAUCAUGUCGUACGUCGAAGAUAUUGGGAGCUUUGUGAGAUGGGAAAACCCAACUGCUGUCUGUAACCCAACUACUGUAUUUCUAGACAAUAUGCACACAACGCAACAGUAUAGACCCUGUCCAUUUUAAGUUUCUGCGCAAAAUCAAACAUAUUAUAGACGGG
Molecule: messenger RNA, 1007 nt
Organism: Pseudogymnoascus verrucosus
Lineage: Eukaryota; Fungi; Ascomycota; Leotiomycetes; Thelebolales; Thelebolaceae
Exons: 2
Coding region: 199-702 (167 amino acids)
Source: RefSeq, a predicted model, not a curated record